AUGAAAGCAAAUCGUGUUGAUAGAAUCAGUAACUUGUCGAAUUCCCUUCUAAGUCGCAUCCUAUCGUCGCUUGUCAUCAAAGAUCGUGGAGUUAAGGAUUCGGAUUUGCUUUUUGUUCCCAUGUUGCCUGCUCUACUUUUUACCAGCAAGACACUGGUGAGAUUGAACCUAAACGUCCCAUAUAUAACGAGUGUUCCGAUUCAUGUUUGCUUGCCUAGCCUCAAGACCUUGGAGCUUCAAGAAAUUAAAUUUAAAGAUGACGAUUCAAUCAAGAGGCUCAUUUCAAGUUGUCCAGUACUUGAAGACAAUCAUCUUUACCCGGAACAUGGGAAAUAA
Messenger RNA from Hibiscus syriacus, 336 nucleotides. Its product is annotated as F-box protein At4g09920-like. The record is from RefSeq and is a predicted model, not a curated record. The transcript has 2 exons. NCBI's taxonomy places the organism in Eukaryota, Viridiplantae, Streptophyta, Magnoliopsida, Malvales, Malvaceae. Bases 1 to 336 code for a protein of 111 amino acids.